AGAAUGGACUUCGUAUAACGUAUUCAGAUGACUCAAAACUUCGCCCCAAUCAGCAGAUGUCAACCCCAUUGAGCAUCUCUGAGCACACCUAAAGCAAUCAAUAUACAAAAUAAAUAUUUGAAAAGAAAGCAAGUUUGCACAGUUCGAUGCCUAGCAGACUAAUAAAAGUUUUAAAUUGUAAGGUUAUCCAAUGAAGUACUGAAUUUUUACAUACUUUUAUUUAUUUCACUUCUGUUGUACUUAAUAUGUGGCCAAUCUCCUUGCUUGGAUUGAAGAUGUCGGGUAUUGUAAGGUUCGCCAACGCAUUAGCAGAUAUCGCGGAUAAUGAGGAUUUGCGUGUAACAGUGAAAAGCUCAGUGAAAGGUGCGGGAAUAACAGCAAUCGGGGCUUUAUUGGGCGGAUUAGUUGGAGGACGGCGCGGACUGCUUGCAGGUGGUACAAUCGGGGCACUAGCUGCAACUGCAAUGGCUGACGAUUUCCGGUCUGUUGGUGAUAUUAUCCGAAAUGAUCUUACAAGCAGCCAACGUGAAGAGCUGGUCGAAAGUGUAAUGCAGGCUGUAGGGUACACAACCUUAGGGGCUUGUAUGAAAAUGAUGAACGUAAAUCCUCAGUUGAGGUCAAUGGCUUUACAAGCAAUAAGGGAUUUUUUUGGACACAAUUUGGAUCUACACAUAAUUGGCGCGUAAACCAAAUCGCGAAAAACGCGUUUCCUGAAAUGUAAAUUGUAAUCUGUGUAUGCACAUACGAAAUAUAUUUUUGUGUGGUUAGAUUCAAACCAGAAUCUGACUCAUUGUA
This is a messenger RNA of Hermetia illucens (black soldier fly), 795 nucleotides long. RefSeq names its product protein C19orf12 homolog. NCBI's taxonomy places the organism in Eukaryota, Metazoa, Arthropoda, Insecta, Diptera, Stratiomyidae. Bases 246 to 686 code for a protein of 146 amino acids. The record is from RefSeq and is a predicted model, not a curated record. The transcript is spliced from 3 exons.